AUGAUGUGGAAGGCUCCGGUUGUUAUGGCCAUGAUCCUUCCCCUGGUGUCUGCCGCCCUUGCGGAUUUCGCACUUCAAACAGUACUUGACAAUACCACUCCAAUAUUUGGAUCAUACAAAAAAAGCACAGGAGGAAAAGCGGAAUGGAUGAAGACAUAUCCCGACGAAACUUUACUCGUUCAUAUGAACAUCCCCGGCACCCAUGACAGCGCCACGUGGAAUUAUACCCAGGCGACACAAGAUGCCCUGCGCGGCAUCACAGAUCUCAACCAGGUCGAUGUUCCAGUACCAGAAGCAUUGAGAUGUCAGGAGUUAUCUUUUCUCGACAUGCUCGAUAUGGGAAUCCGGGCAUUUGAUCUGCGAUAUGCUUUCGAUCCGACAAACUCCACCCUCAUCUUCUACCAUGCACAGGCGCUGCUCUCAGAGACGGCAACAGUCAAUGAUGUACUGUUCGGAUUCUACCAGUGGCUGGAUGAUCACCCCUCAGAGACUAUCUUCCUUUCAUUUCAGUAUCAAGGCUCGACGGGCCUAUACGCCUCCAACAACGCGGCCGUACAACUGCAACUCUACAAUAUCCUCACCUCCCCCGCUGCGCGCCACUAUUUUAUGCAGAAGAAAGACGAAUUAGGCACACUGGGCGAGUCGCGUGGCAAGAUAACUCUCAUGCGCCGCUUCGACCUGGACAAACUUCCGGAUUCUUACACAGCCGCACUUCCCGGCCUGCACUUCUCGCCCAGUCUCUGGACCGAUAACGGCGCAGAUAUUACUUUGGUAUAUAACAAGGCCAAGGGGUUGAGGGCCUACAUAGAGGACUACUACCAGCCACUCACACCAAUAGGGUCGAGUGCGGUCGAGAAUAUCAGGUGGAAAUACAAUGCCACAGUGAAAAGCAUUCGGAAAGCUACUAGCCACCAUCCGGAUAGUCUCUUCUGGACAUGGGCGUCUAGUAACAACAUAGCAAAUGAUCCUCCCGAUUGGCCUCGGAUCAUGGCACUGGGAAAUGGCACUGAAUUUACACCGGAUGGUGGGAUUAACCAGCAAUUAGUGCCUUUCCUGAAAAAACAGAAAGGAAAGCGAGUGGGGAUCGUGAUGUUUGAUUUCUUUGAGGAGCCUUCCAAUUUGGUCGAUACGUUCUUAGAUUUGUAA
Penicillium coprophilum is the source of this 1146-nucleotide messenger RNA. RefSeq names its product phosphatidylinositol-specific phospholipase C. The record is from RefSeq and is a predicted model, not a curated record. Lineage: Eukaryota; Fungi; Ascomycota; Eurotiomycetes; Eurotiales; Aspergillaceae. Gene Ontology annotation, molecular function: phosphoric diester hydrolase activity. Gene Ontology annotation, biological process: lipid metabolic process. The coding region runs from base 1 to 1146 and encodes 381 amino acids. The transcript has a single exon.